GCUGUCCGAUAAACCCUUCUUAUCGUUUUUUCACCUCAAUUACCCCUUUUCUAUCGCUCUCCGCCCCCCCGCCCCCAACCCGCCGGGAGAGGUAGUGUAGAGGGAAAAGAAAUCAGAAGUGCUGUGCCUAAAACAAUUUCUUUCUCAUUAUAGAUCCCACUAGUCUUUAAACACGAUUGUCCCAUAUAUAUACAACACUCCAUUGAAAAGGAUUCUUGAGAAAAAAUCUGUCCCCGUGUCUUCGCAUGCUUAGGUUUUUUGCAGUGCCCUGACUUCUGUUGCAUAGGUUUUCGGUUUCAAGUGCAAGAUAUCACUUGGGAUUGAUUUUUAGAUAUUUUUGGCCUUGUAGUGUUUAUUUAUAUUUUUGUUUGAAUAAUAUGUUGGUUUUACACUUUAAAUUAGGGUUUAUGGUUCUUUGUUGUCUUCCAUUGGUUUUAGGCAAUAAUGGGGAAAAAGGUUAAGAAGAAGGCAAGAAGUGGUCAAAAGGAAAAACGAGGUUCUUCCUCUUCUCCAAAACCAAUUUCCCAACAAGGCAUUGACAAUGUUGAAAUUCAUGAGAGUGGAGGGGCAGUUUUAAAUGAUAGAAGAGUGUGUUCCCAUAUUGUCAAGGGAAUUAAUUUGGAGAAUCUUUCUUCUAAACUUGGGUCGUCAGAACCUAUUGCAUGUGAAGAUUGUCGUGUUAAUGUGGCAGAUAGACGGGGUAGCAGAGGAAAAGCUAAGCAUGGGAAGAAGGGAGGGAGGGAUUCAAAAUCGGAGUGUAAAGCAAUUUGGGUUUGUUUGGAAUGCGGACAUUUCUCCUGUGGAGGUGUGGGAUUCCCAACCACGCCCCAAAGUCAUGCAGUUCGACAUGCGAAACAGAGGCAUCAUCCGCUGGCUGUCCAGUAUGAAAAUCCUCAACUGCGGUGGUGUUUUCCUUGCAAUACAUUAAUUUCAGCUGAAAAAUCAGAUGAGCACAAUGAUGUCUUACAUGAAAUUGCAAAAAUGCUAAGGGAGCAACCUCCUGAAGGGUCUAAUGCAGACGUUGAGGAUGUGUGGUUUGGGGCUGGCAGUGUGACUGGUGGAAUGAAAGAAAACUCUGUAUCAAUUGGUUCAGAUAGAAGAGGUAAUUAUUCGGUUACAGGUAUUGUUAACUUGGGGAAUACAUGUUUCUUUAAUUCAACUAUACAGAAUUUAUUGGCUAUAAAUAAAUUACGGGAUUACUUUUUUAAAUUAGAUGAAUCUGUUGGUCCACUUACUGCUGCUCUGAGAAAGCUUUUCCUUGAAACCAGCCCAAAAGCUGGUAUAAGUAGUGUGAUAAAUCCGAGGUCUUUAUUUGGUAGUGUUUGUUCCAAGGCUCCCCAGUUUAGGGGGUAUCAGCAACACGAUAGUCAUGAAUUGCUUCGAUGUUUGCUCGAUGGAUUGUACACUGAAGAUUUGAGUGCAAAAAAGCACAUCAAUUCAUCUCAGGAUGAUGGGAAAUCUAUGGACACAGAUCCCACAUUUGUGGAUGCUAUAUUUGGUGGGAAACUUUCAAGCACAGUUAGUUGUUUAGAAUGUGGGCACUCUUCAACUGUUUAUGAGCAAUUUUUGGACCUGUCAUUGCCAGUUCCUACUAAGAAGCCUCCAUCCAAAAGGGUGCAGGCAGUCUCUCGAGGCAAGAAACCAAAAUUGCCUCCGAAAAGAAGUGGAAAGAUUCGCUCCAAAGUCACCAAAGAUGCAUUUAUACUACCAGCUCAAAGUGUUGCUGACCAAUCAAGUGGUGACAAGUUUUCGGGAGAGGUGCAGUCGAGUUUACUUCCAGCAGAGCAAUUAGCGGUAUCAGAUUCCACUAACACAAAUGAUAUUGCUAACGAUAUGGGUUUGUCACCCUGGGAUCUUUCGGCUAUGGAAAAGUCUGAUUACCAGCAAGGAAUUGAGAAUGUUGGAGGGAAGUCAAGUUCACCAGAUAGUUCUGCAUGGCUAGAAUAUGUUGAACCAAAUGCAGCAUCAGAUAACAUUGAUAUGGCCUCAGAAAUUGAUGAUCUUUCAGAAAACCAGGGUACAGCUAAUGAAAAUGCUCAUCAGAAUAAUGGCACUUUUCUGAAUGCUCUGGAAUCUAGUAGAGAGUGCAAUUCACUACAUUUGACCUCAGCACCUUCCUCAGACAAUGUCAGACUGUUGAACUCUCUUGAACAAGGUAUAUCUGCCAGCGAGCAUAUUUUGGUUUCACAAUCUGAUGAGAAAUGUUUGCCUAAAUGUUCCGUGAUCAAGGAAGCUAUUCAGGAUGAUACUGAUUUAGAAGGUAGCUCAGAAUCCUGCAAUCAGGUUUGCAAUAAAGGUUCAAAUCCUGAUGUCAGUUCUUCAAGGAGAGAUGAGGAAUUGCCAUUACAGAUUCAAGAUUCUGAAGUUCUGUUGCUUCCGUACAAAGAAGAUGCCCCAACUAUUGACGAGGUAUCAAAAGGAGAAAAUGAGGUCUCCUCUUCGGCUCUUUGUGGUGAACAAGAUUCCUUAGAAUUUGACGGAUUUGGAGACUUGUUUAAUGAACCUGAGGCUGUGAUUGAAAGCAAUCACACAGGUUCUUCUGAGGCAAGUGAAAUCAUUAAAAGUGGAUUUGGUGUUGGAAACAGCAGUGGUUCUGAUCAAGAUGAGGUUGAUAAUACUGAUGCUCCAGUUUCUGUAGAGAGUUGUUUGGCCUAUUUCACAAAGCCAGAACCUCUUUCCAAGGAUGAACAUGGUUGGCAAUGUGAUAAUUGCUCAAAAGUUUUACAAGAACGAAUGGUUAGAUUGAGGGUGAAAUUACAAAAAGCCAGAUCAGAAAUUGCACUCGAUGAUUUUGAUGAUAGGAAUCUAAGUGAUCCAUUGACUCAAGGCAAAAAUUGUGCUAAAGUAAAAUGUGUGAUUGGGAAUGUGGAAAAAUAUGUACCUCACACAUCUGAUGACAGCUUAAAGAACAUAGAGGUUAUUGAUAAUAGAAAUUCAAUGCUUGAACACAAUCCACAAGCUGAGUUGAAUCCAAUAGCUCCCCAGAUAGAAGACAGAAAACCAGGUAACGCAAGUGCUUGUCCUGGUCCAGCAGAGGUUUCACGUUCGAGUUGCCGAAAUGGUGUUAAUUGCAUUGUAAAUGAUGAAUUCUGUGGUGAAAGUGGCAUCAAUACAACUCAAUCUGGAGAGGCUGAUGAAUUUGCUGAACAAAGUGAAUCAGAAUUAAGUGAGGAAGACGAUGUGGAUUCAGAAAAGUUGAAAGUGAAGAGGGAUGCAACUAAGAGAAUAGUCAUCGAUAAGGCUCCUUUUAUCUUGACAAUCCAUCUAAAAAGGUUCAGCCAAGAUGCUCGAGGUCGAUUGAGUAAAUUGAAUGGCCAUGUGAAUUUUAAAGAGACAAUUGAUCUCAAAAGAUACAUGAAUCCCAGGUGUACUGAAAGAGACGUGUAUGUGUAUCGUCUGGUUGGAGUGGUGGAGCAUUUGGGGACCAUGAGAAGUGGCCACUACGUUGCAUAUGUAAGAAGUUCCAAGGGUGAGAAUGGAGAUAGCGUGUGGUAUCAUGCCAGUGAUGCUCAUGUGCACGAAGUUUCCUUGGAGGAAGUUCUUCGCUGUGAAGCCUACAUUUUAUUCUAUGAGCGUACUUGAGGAAGAUCUCUCUCUCUCUUUUUUCUUUUUUCUUUUUUUUUUUUAUUGUUUUCUUUUUGUUGUGAAAUUGAGUGGGAGGUAGGGAGAGAUGGGGAGAGAGAUGAGUGUACAAUACCGAUAACCUAAUAGUCAAUACACAAAUUUUUUUGGGCUGCAAAAUGUGAAAAUGUAUAAUUUUAAAAUUCAACAUUGGAUAAUGUUGUUUUCCAGUUAUUGGAGAAGGAUUUUUAAGUUUUGGGUUGGAUAAUUCAUAUAGUUUCCAUGUUCACUUGAGAGGGAAUAAAGAGACCCCCUUUAGAAUCUUUUACUAGAAUAGGAAUGAGUUGCAUUAUGCAAAAUAGAAUACAUUCAUUCGACUUCUAAUAGCUUUUCUUGACUAGGCUUGAGUCGCCCGCUCAUCAUAUAACUUUACACAUUGUACCUACUCUCGAUUAGGGUGACUUUUUGAUGAAUUUCCAUGCUAAUAGUUUUACUCCACUGUUGCUACGUGGUUAGCAUUGAAUUGUAGUUUCAACCACACAUCCUAAUACAAUAUGAGUAAUGUUAUAUAGCACUAUUAUUGCUUAA
This is a messenger RNA of Olea europaea var. sylvestris, 4149 nucleotides long. Its product is annotated as ubiquitin carboxyl-terminal hydrolase 2-like. Gene Ontology annotation, biological process: protein deubiquitination. Gene Ontology annotation, molecular function: zinc ion binding; cysteine-type endopeptidase activity; cysteine-type deubiquitinase activity. Bases 445 to 3582 code for a protein of 1045 amino acids. NCBI's taxonomy places the organism in Eukaryota, Viridiplantae, Streptophyta, Magnoliopsida, Lamiales, Oleaceae. Gene Ontology annotation, cellular component: nucleus; cytosol. The record is from RefSeq and is a predicted model, not a curated record. The transcript has 3 exons.